UGUCACUCUGUCAUUUACACACACACACACACACUCAUCUCUUUAAAUCCUGUGUUUUUCUCUCUGUGUCUGUGACUCACACUCACAUUGUGCUCUUGUGUCGUCCUUUUGUCGUGUUGUGCGGUUGUCGUCGCUGCAGCUGAAGAUGAUGGAUGAGGAGCAGACGAAGCGUUACGCUGCAGAUGAAAAUCUCCACCACGUCCAGUGUGGGAGUAAAGUUCAGGUCGGUCAAGAAGAGAGAGAGAUCAGCGUCCUGCCGCGAAGGACGAGAGACGGACUGGACGAAGAGCAGAUGAAGAUGGCGUCCUCUUCCUCGUCCUCCUGCUGUUCCGUCUGUGUUCGUCUGAAGGACAGAUGUCCUCGUCCUCAGGGUCUGCUGAACCUGCUCAUCACCAAAGUGUGUCUGUUUAUGCUGCUGUUCGGGGUCGUCUGGUCCAUUUCGGGGACUCAGUGUCUUCCUGGGGGGAACCUGUUUGGGAUCGUCGUCCUCUUCAUCUGCUCCGUGUUGGGGGGAAAACUGGUGGGAAUGAUCCAGCUGCCCACACUGCCCCCCUUCCCCCCACUGCUUGGCAUGCUCCUGGCCGGUCUGCUGUUGCGUAACGUCCCGUACAUCACUGACGCCGUCUUCGUCGACACCCACUGGUCGUCCGCUCUCAGGAACAUCGCCCUGUCAAUCAUCCUGACCAGAGCAGGACUGGGGCUGGACCCGACGGCGUUGCAGCGUCUGAAGGCAGUGUGUGUCCGUGUUGCCGUCGGUCCCUGUGUUGUCGAGGCCUGCGUCGUUGCCGUGGUUUCACACUUCCUGUUGGGUCUGCCCUGGGUCUGGGGGUUCAUACUGGGGUUCGUUCUUGCUGCUGUGUCUCCGGCCGUUGUGGUUCCAUCGAUGCUGCUGCUGCAGAGAGAAGGAUACGGAGUGGAGAAGGGAAUCCCCACCCUCCUGAUGGCUGCCGGCAGUUUCGAUGACAUCUUGGCCAUCACCGGGUUCUCCACCUGUCUGGGAAUCGCCUUCUCCACAGGUUCCACGUGGAUGAACAUCCUGAAGGGUCUGCUGGAGGUGGUGGGGGGGAUCAUAGCUGGGCUGGUCCUGGGUCUGUUCUUGUGCUGGUUCCCCAGUAAAGACCAGGAGGACCUGGUUCUGAGGAGGACCCUCAUGCUGCUGGGUCUGUCCAUAUUUUCGGUCUUCUGCAGCCACGUCAUCGGUUUUGCCGGAGCUGGGGGUCUAUGUACGCUGGUCUUAUCCUUCCUGGCGGCUCUGGGCUGGAAGGCGGACAAGGCGCCGGUGGCCGCCAUGGUGGGCCGGUCAUGGGACGUGUUCCAGCCCCUCCUCUUUGGUCUGAUUGGAGCAGAGAUCACCAUAGCAACGCUCAGCCCCAGCACCGUAGGUCUGGGUCUGGCCUGCAUCUCCGUCGGUCUGCUGGUGCGGCUCCUCGUCACCUUCCUGCUCGUUCACUUCGGAGGGUUCAACCUGAAGGAGAAGCUCUUCAUCUCGGUGGCGUGGCUGCCGAAGGCCACCGUUCAGGCUGCCAUCGGCUCCAAGGCCUUGGACUUGGCCCGGGAGGAGGGCAACGACGCCUUCAUGAAGUUUGGUUUGGACGUGCUAACGUUAGCCGUGUUAGCCAUCCUGACCACGGCUCCCAUUGGAGCGCUGGGCAUUGGACUGGCAGGGCCACGCCUCCUCGCCCGACAGGUCAAAGCAGAUGAAGCUGAAGCUGCAGCGACGUCUCAGAGCAACGGGAUCCGCCCAGAAAAGGAGGCGGCACCGCUGGAGACUAAACUGUGACCGAUCUGAUUGGACGAAGGAGCAGGAAGGAUGUGAUUGGAUGAGGAGCAAGAAGGAUGUGAUUGGACGAGGAGCAGGGGGCUGUGUUAUCAUCGGCGUUCCCUUUAUUUGACAUGUGACACAUUUACAGCCUCUUACAUUAAUAGAACUAAAACAUGUUUAAAGGAUCCGUCUGAUCAAACCUGUUUCACACAAACCAAUAAAAGCAUAAAAGCAUAAAAGCACCAUGAACACGUUUAAGUCAUAAAAGUGAAACUAAAGUUUGAAAAACCCACUGAAGACUCCCUCAUGUCUGUAAACAUGAGGUGAAUGAACAGGUUUUAUAUGAAUUAGACUCAUUAGGUACAAACGUUAAUAAUAUUCAAUAUUAGACAAUGUUGGCUUAGCAUGCUAAUGGUAUCAAGCUAAUGAAUACGAUGAUUUUUAGUCCAGUUUGGAUGAUUUUAUUUAACAUGUUAAUAAUCCAAAGUGGAGAGUAAUGAUAUUAGAUAUUAAUCAGAUAAAUCAUUAAAUAUUAAUUAAAUGUCAUAUAGUUGUUAUUUUUAUUUAUAUUUUCAAUCAUCUUCUAACAUAUUUCCAUUCAUCUUGGAUCAUUGUUUUUGUAAACGUUCUU
Messenger RNA from Sphaeramia orbicularis (orbiculate cardinalfish), 2393 nucleotides. Its product is annotated as sodium/hydrogen exchanger 9B2-like. Gene Ontology annotation, biological process: proton transmembrane transport. Gene Ontology annotation, molecular function: antiporter activity. The record is from RefSeq and is a predicted model, not a curated record. The coding region runs from base 146 to 1780 and encodes 544 amino acids. NCBI's taxonomy places the organism in Eukaryota, Metazoa, Chordata, Actinopteri, Kurtiformes, Apogonidae. The transcript has 15 exons. Gene Ontology annotation, cellular component: membrane.